GCUUUAAAGUUAAGGCAUAACCCAUCAACCAAUACCGUUGAUGCAAGUAUAUUCGUUAAGGAUAACAUAUGUUAUUGGUAAACUAUAUUUGACAGAAUCUGAGGUGACUACGGGAAAACGCUUCGAUGGCUGUUCUUUUCACAAUCAGAGACGGCCUUCUCACAGCAAUGGAUCAUAUUGAGAAUGUGGUGCUGGAUCAUUUGCAGAAGGUUGCGCUGCAGCGGGUGGUGCUGGAUCAUUGGCAGAAGGUUGCGCUGCAGCGGGUGGUGCUGGAUCAUAUGAAAUUAGUGGUGCUUGAUCAUAUGCAGCUUGUUGCAAUGGAUCAUCUGCAGAAUAUGCUGCUGGAUCGUUUGCAGCUGGCGGCGCUGCAGCUUUUGCAGCGGGUGGUGCCGGAUCAUUUGCAGAAGGUUGCGCCGCGGGUGGUGCUGGAUCAUUUGCAGAAGGUUGCGCCGCGGGUGGUGCUGGAUCAUUUGCAGCAGGUUGCGCAGCGGGUGGUGCUGGAUCAUUUGCAUAUGCUGAUUGACCAGCAUAAGCUGAGGCCGCCACUCCAAGAACGAUCAAGAAUAUCAGUGUGGGCUUCAUAUUUCACCUUUUAGUUCUUUUCUAACUAUG
This is a messenger RNA of Drosophila virilis, 612 nucleotides long. The record is from RefSeq and is a predicted model, not a curated record. NCBI's taxonomy places the organism in Eukaryota, Metazoa, Arthropoda, Insecta, Diptera, Drosophilidae.